Molecule: messenger RNA, 1649 nt
Organism: Amphibalanus amphitrite
Lineage: Eukaryota; Metazoa; Arthropoda; Thecostraca; Balanomorpha; Balanidae
Product: ATP synthase subunit beta, mitochondrial-like
Exons: 7
Coding region: 49-1461 (470 amino acids)
Biological process (GO): proton transmembrane transport; proton motive force-driven mitochondrial ATP synthesis
Molecular function (GO): proton-transporting ATP synthase activity, rotational mechanism; ATP binding
Source: RefSeq, a predicted model, not a curated record
AAAAUCUUCAGUCACGUGACCGCUCUCCUCGGAAAAAAAAUUGUAAAGAUGUUGGGUGCUGUUGGAAGAGUUUGUAAUUCGGUGCUUAAGGCGGCUAAACCCGCUACGAGCAUCCAUGCUUAUCAGAAACAGGUUCUUCCCGUCCUUUACCACACAGGGCAGUCUCGGAAUGCUCCGGCCGCCGCCGCCCCCGCCGCCGCCGGCUCGACCGGCCAGAUCACGGCCGUCAUCGGUGCUGUGGUGGAUGUGCAGUUCGACGGCGAGCUGCCGCCCAUCCUCAACGCCCUGGAGGUGAAGAACCGCGAGCCGCGCCUCAUCCUCGAGGUGGCACAGCAUCUCGGUGAGAACACGGUGCGCACCAUCGCCAUGGACGGCACAGAGGGUCUGGUGCGCGGCCAGAAGGUGACCGACACCAACUCGCCCAUCAAGAUCCCCGUCGGUCCCGAGACGCUCGGCCGUAUCAUCAACGUCAUCGGUGAGCCGAUCGACGAGCGGGGCCCGGUGCCGACCGACAAGCGGGCCGCCAUCCACGCCGAGGCGCCCGACUUUGUCGACAUGAGCGUCUCGCAGGAGAUCCUCGUCACCGGCAUCAAGGUGGUCGACCUGCUCGCCCCCUACGCCAAGGGAGGCAAGAUCGGUACGUGGCGGGACGCAGGUGUCCUGGUGGCGCUGGUGUACGGCCAGAUGAACGAGCCGCCGGGCGCGCGUGCCCGUGUCGCCCUGACCGGCCUCACUGUGGCCGAGUACUUCCGCGACCAGGAGGGACAGGAUGUGCUGCUCUUCAUCGACAACAUCUUCCGCUUCACACAGGCCGGCUCGGAGGUGUCGGCCCUGCUGGGCCGCAUCCCGUCCGCCGUCGGCUACCAGCCCACCCUGGCCACCGACAUGGGUAGCAUGCAGGAGCGCAUCACCACCACCAAGAAGGGCUCCAUCACCUCCGUACAGGCCAUCUACGUGCCGGCCGACGAUCUGACGGACCCGGCGCCGGCCACCACGUUCGCCCAUCUGGACGCCACCACCGUACUGUCGCGCGCCAUCGCCGAGCUGGGUAUCUACCCGGCCGUCGACCCGCUCGACUCCAUCUCGCGUAUUAUGGACCCGAACGUGAUCGGCGAGCGCCACUACAGCGUGGCCCGUGGCGUGCAGAAGAUCCUGCAGGACCACAAGUCGCUGCAGGACAUCAUCGCCAUCCUGGGUAUGGACGAACUGAGUGAGGAGGACAAGCUGAUCGUGUCGCGCGCGCGCAAGAUCCAGCGCUUCCUGUCGCAGCCGUUCCAGGUUGCCGAGGUGUUCACUGGUUUCGCCGGCAAGUUCGUCUCUCUGGAGCAGACGAUCGACGGCUUCUCGCAGAUCCUGGCCGGCAAGUACGACCACCUGCCCGAGGCCGCCUUCUACAUGGUUGGACACAUCGAGGAGGUGGUCGAAAAGGCCGAGAUGCUCGCCGAGCAGGCCAGCGGCUAGACGGCGCGCCGGACACUAGGGAGGGAGGGGCAGUCUGUUACGGAGUCUAUGUGUGGGUGUGUGCGCUGAGGGCGGCUGGGGCGGCCCGCCCCGCCGGCCAGAGUAUACAAAGCUGCCAUCUGUGUCGGCAGCCUCGGAGGAAGUGUGAUACGGCUGUGGUUUAAAUAUACUGACCGCGCCGAGAGGAG